Messenger RNA from Aspergillus costaricaensis CBS 115574, 351 nucleotides. RefSeq lists its product as uncharacterized. The record is from RefSeq and is a predicted model, not a curated record. The transcript has 2 exons. The coding region runs from base 1 to 351 and encodes 116 amino acids. NCBI's taxonomy places the organism in Eukaryota, Fungi, Ascomycota, Eurotiomycetes, Eurotiales, Aspergillaceae.
AUGGACCGCUCCGUCGCCACCCCCUUCUCUCGUGUUCACCCAGAUCCUUUUGCGACACCGCAACGGGCACGUUUUACUAGUCAAUACUUCAUACUCCAUACUGGAUACUACGAAAGGAUUGCCCAGCAAGGCCAGCAGAAGCUCUUCCUGUUUGGGAAGGAGCCCGUGGUAUGGAGACUGGACGGACUGGGUCUUCCUGCGAUUGAGGCUACCCUCCCAUUGACAAAUCAUUCCACGACGAAUGCAGCCCUGAUCUGGCAAGCCACGAGGAUCGCUCCAUUUAGGUUUGCACGCGAAGACCUGACGGGCUUACUCGGUCUGGAGAACUUCAGCGCCAUCGUUGGUCGUUAA